Molecule: messenger RNA, 1220 nt
Organism: Marasmius oreades (fairy-ring Marasmius)
Lineage: Eukaryota; Fungi; Basidiomycota; Agaricomycetes; Agaricales; Marasmiaceae
Exons: 2
Coding region: 1-1104 (367 amino acids)
Source: RefSeq, a predicted model, not a curated record
AUGGCCAAAUUCUCCUUCCUUUUCGCGCUCCUCGCCGUCAAUGUCGUUUCCGGUGCUGUAGUUCGCCGUCAGGCAGCAGGAACUCAAUUUAUAACUGGACCUUGCAAGAGCGACGCAGACUGUGCUUCCGGAUGCUGUGGUUUUAAGAGUGGGAAAUGUGCUGGAGCUGUAGUCGCCCUCGAGCGCGAUGGUGGAUGUGGCUUCGGUAACCCAACCCCGAACGAUGACGCUGCUCGCAAACUCCGAGGACAACCUCCAAGAGCUCCAGGCGACGUCUUCACACCUCCCGGCGGUGCUGCUCCCCCCACAGGUGGUGCUAAUAACGGUACUACCGACACGGGUACCAACAAUGGUGGUGCUGGUGGCGCUGCGGGUAGUGGCAAAGCCCCCGGUACUCAGUUCAUCACCGGAGCUUGUGCCAACGACGGUGAAUGUGCCUCUGGGUGCUGUGGUUUCAGGUCUGGAAAAUGUGCAGGUGCCAUUGUUGCUCAAGAACGUGACGGUGGAUGUGGGUUCGGAAACACCACCCCCAACGACGAUGCUGCCAAAAAACUCCGUGGCCAAGCCCCAGCUACCCCAGCUACACCCUCUUCUCCUCCCGCUAACAAUGGUGCUGCAACUGGUGCUGCUGCGGGUAGUGGCAAGCCCGCUGGUACCCAAUUCAUCACUGGUUCUUGUGCCAACGACGGUGAAUGUGCUUCUGGAUGCUGUGGUUUCAAGUCCGGAAAGUGUGCAGGUGCCAUUGUUGCUCAAGAACGUGACGGUGGAUGUGGGUUUGGAAACACCACCCCCAACGACGAUGCUGCCAGAAAACUCCGUGGCCAAGCCCCAGCUACCCCGGCUACACCCCCCCCUCCCCCCGCUAACAAUGGUGCUACUACUGGUGCUGCUACCGGUGCUGCUGCAGGUAGUGGCAAGCCCGCUGGUACCCAAUUCAUCACCGGUUCUUGUGCCAACGACGGUGAAUGUGCUUCUGGAUGCUGUGGAUUCAAAAGUGGCAAAUGCGCAGGUGCCAUCAUUGCUCAGGAGCGCGAUGGUGGAUGCGGUUUUGGCAAUUCUACUCCCAACGACGAUGCCGCUCGCAAGCUCCGUGGCCAGGCGUGAUUGUGAUCACUCACUUAUGAUUAUCAUUAUUCAUUCGCCUUCGACAACAUAUUUCAAGUAGUUUCCUCUUAGUCGUAACUUAUUUAACCGCUGUGCGAAGAAGCUCUGUAUCAAUA